UCAGAGGGAAGCAAGAACAGAGGAGGAAGGAGACAGAGAAGCCUCCCAGAUCUCUUCUUCCUCGAUCCAGUGAAUAUCGACCAAGCUCCUCAAGAUCCUUCUGCUCUCUUCCGCUCCUCAAGAUCGCUCUGUUUCUCCACCCAAAUCUCGCCAGCAAAUUUCUUUCUUUCUUCCGAGAAGCUCGCUCGGCCGGCGGCCGGCAUUCGCCAGUCGCCAAUGCCAGCCGAUUCGCCGUGAGAUCUCUCUGAUCGCCGCGGCCGGAAUCUGGGUUCUUGCUCCCUCUCCGCUCGACCCGGUGUAGAUUCGGCGGAGAUUUCCAUUUUUCUGUUCGUGCCCCCGAUUUGGGCGCGAUUUGUUCUUCUCCGCCGGAAGGAUUUCCCGGCGCCUUGGAUCUUGGAUCUUGGGCCUGGUUCGUCUUGGAUGCGCCGGGAAGAAGCAUGGUGAACACGAACUACUCGGCGCUCCCGCUGACCUCCCCGGCCAUCGAGCUCCAGUCCAGCCAGCCGCCCAACAAAUCUGGCGCCGCGGCCGCCGCCGCCGCCAAUGGCGUGCACGCCAAGAAGCUCACCAAGCAGGACUCGUUCCUGGGCGAGGUGGAAGACGACGCCGCCGACUCCAACGGCGGGGAGCACGACGAGCUGCCGCUCAUCGGCGCCGACGGCCCCGCGGGUCCGCCGGAGGGCUCGGGCGUGGCGGGGGCGGUCUUCAACCUGGCGACCUCCAUCAUCGGCGCGGGCAUCAUGGCGCUCCCGGCCACCAUGAAGGUCCUGGGCGUGGCGGUCGGGCUCGUCUCGAUCCUCGUCAUGGGGGUGCUCUCCGAGGUCACCAUCGAGCUGCUGGUGCGCUUCUCGGCGCGCUGCCGCGCGCUCUCCUACGGCGAGCUCGUGCACCGGGCGCUCGGCCGCCCCGCCAGCGUCGUGGCGCAGAUGUGCGUCAUAAUCAACAACGCCGGGAUCCUCGUGGUGUACCUCAUCAUCAUCGGGGACGUCAUGUCGGGGUCGCUCAAGCACGCCGGCGUCGUGGACCAGCUGGUCGGCCACGACGGCGAGUGGGACAACCGGAGGCUGCUCAUCCUCUUCGUCCUCGUGGUGUUCCUCGCGCCCCUCUGCGCGCUCGAGAGGAUCGAGUCGCUGAGCCUGUCGUCCGCCGCGUCGGUCGCCCUCGCCAUUGUUUUCGUGGCCGUCUCUUGCAUCAUCGCGGUGGUGAAGCUUGCCGAGGGCAAGAUCAGCGCGCCGAGGAUGGGGCCGGACUUCAGCUCCAGAGCGGCAAUGCUGGACCUGCUCGUCGUCAUCCCGAUCAUGACCAACGCCUUCAUCUGCCACUUCAAUGUGCAGCCCAUCUACAACGAGCUCAAGGAGAAGACGCCCCGCAACAUGUACAACGUCGGGAGGAUCUCCACCGUGCUCUGCGUCAUUGUAUAUGCCCUGACCGCUGUCUCAGGGUACCUUCUGUUCGGCGACGACACCGAGUCGGACGUGCUCACCAACUUCGACAAGGACCUCGGGAUCAGGUUCAGCUCCGUGCUCAACUACAUUGUCAGGAUCGGGUACAUUGUCCACCUGGUCCUCGUCUUCCCGGUCGUGCACUUCUCGUUGAGGCAGACCGUGGAUGCGCUGGUCUUUGGCGAGUCGGCGACCCACAGCAGGAAGAAGAUGCUCUUGUUGACGGCGGUGCUCCUGGCCCUCAUCUACCUCGGCUCGACCAUGAUACCCAACAUCUGGAUGGCCUUCAAGUUCACCGGCGCGACCACGGGGCUGGCUUUGGGUUUCAUGUUCCCGGCCCUUGUGGCAUUGAAGCUGGACAAGGAAGGGUUGGAGUGCUUGGGGCAUGGAGAGAGAAUCCUGGCAAUUGGAAUGCUGGGGCUGGCCAUUGUCGUCAGCGUUGUUGGCGUCGCUGGAAACGUGUACAGCCUGAGGAGCAAGUCUGACUGAUGGACCAAGAUCAGCCAUGUUGUUAGGCUUAUUAUACAGAAGAUUGCAUUACCACUGCCAGGAUACACUAGUUAGCAGGUGCUAUACCAGCUGAGCUGCUGACCAGAGCUCAUAGUAUACAAUUUGUUCACCUACAGAUUUGAAUUGGUGAAACAUUACUGGAGGGGCAUUUUUGUACCUUUGGAACAGCCUGAUUCUUUGAUGUAUUUUUAUGUUUAUUCUUAGAUAUACAUGAAUAUCCAUCCUGGGUCUACUUUUUUGAUCGAGGCAACAGAUGAACCUGGUUCUGUACCGAGGUUGCUGUCUGUCCAUGAUAUGAUGAAAACUGUAUUCAGAAAA
Lolium rigidum is the source of this 2270-nucleotide messenger RNA. RefSeq names its product amino acid transporter AVT6E. Gene Ontology annotation, molecular function: amino acid transmembrane transporter activity. The record is from RefSeq and is a predicted model, not a curated record. Gene Ontology annotation, biological process: amino acid transmembrane transport. The transcript has a single exon. Bases 438 to 1931 code for a protein of 497 amino acids. Lineage: Eukaryota; Viridiplantae; Streptophyta; Magnoliopsida; Poales; Poaceae.